Molecule: messenger RNA, 593 nt
Organism: Paramecium sonneborni
Lineage: Eukaryota; Ciliophora; Oligohymenophorea; Peniculida; Parameciidae
Source: the annotation of a GenBank genome assembly
AUUCAAUAAUUUAAUUCCUAAAAUUUACUUGAUUAUCUUUAUGUCAAAUAAUGGAACAGAAGGCGAACAAUCGAUAAAAACUAAUAGUCAAGGCCCUCCAAGAACACGAUCAAUUAUUAAAAAAGAAUAGGACAACCUACAAAUAGUAGUUUCAAAAAUCAAAAGUGAAAAUAGAAUAGUAAAAAAGAAAAUGAAACGCAAAAGACUAUAUACCAAAGCAAAAAGAGUAGGGUUAAGAAAAAGAACAGAAAUUCCAGCAUUUGAAUCCUUUACUCCAACUGAAGAUAAAUUAAUUCUUUCAUCUGUAUUAAAAUUAGGUCCUAAAUUCAAAGUUAUAUCAACUUUUUUUCCAUAAAAAUCACUUAGUACCGUAAAAAAUCGAUAUUACAAAUUUUUGAGAUAUAGAUGGAUAUAAAUUAUGGGAAAGUAAGGAAUUCAAUCUAUAUACAAGAGAUUAUGAUACAAUGUAUAAAGAAAGUCAAACAACUGUUCCAUAGAAUGAGGAGAUUAUAGAAACAGUAGAAUUAUUUCCAGAUGUAAAAGACAUCUUGAUGAACAUGAUUUCAAAAAUAAAAUCUUUAAUAUUAUAAUGA